AUGUCUUCAUCUGGAGGCCCUGGCGACCCGAGCCAUGGCCCUUCAAAGCCAUUCUCCCUCUCUUCCAAACAGAACGGCGCGUCCUCAGGUAAAACCGCGUUCAACUUCCAAUCCAGCCGCAGUCGUCAAGACUCUCAGAACCGCUCCCUCCCACGUCCCCAUCAAUUUGGCCAUGACGAUGAUUCCGAUGAAGAAGAUAAGGCUCCUGUCCAUGAAGCGGUUGCCGGCUUCGAUACUCAUACGGGGGGCGCCAUUACUGCCGACGGCAAAGCAGUGGCCGAAAAAGGCCCACUAGUGAUCACGGUUGCGAGCAAGAAUAACUGGCGCGACAGAGCAGGCACAAAUAUGAAGAGGGGGAAGAAAAAUCUUCUGCCGAAAGAGGUGCAAGCCAUGCGGGAAGCUGAGCGGAAUGGUCAAUCCUACGGAGACAAUGUUGAGGUCGAAGGGCCAAGUAUGGCCUAUGGUCUAAGCUUUGCGAAGAAAGAGAAAGGGCCUGAUGGAAAGGACCAAGACCAGCCGAUGGCUGACGCAAGGCCGGAUGUCGAGGCUCCGGAGCCAACGAAGCCGCUCACGGAGGACGAACUCGCGAUACGGGAAUUGAUCCGGGAGACUAAUGGGGAGGUGGAGCGAAGAACGGAUCUCGUGAUCGGGCCAUCAAACAGAGGAGAUGGAGAGACCCCUCGAUAUGACGAGACAAGCUCUUUCAGAAUGGACUUUGAGACUCGUCCGGAAUCUGCGACGCUGGAUCAGUACAAUGCUAUUCCCGUGGAAGAAUUCGGUGCCGCGCUUCUCCGAGGUAUGGGAUGGAAAGAUGGUCAGUCCGCUGGCCGUGGUAACUAUGGCUCGGAGAAGGGCGUUAAGAAGCCUGUUGUACCACGGCGCCCAGGUUUUCUGGGUAUUGGAGCGAAGGAUUCUUCGGGAGGCAAGGGUGCCGAAACCGAGCUUGGGGCCUGGGGAAAAUCGGCUAUGCGCAAGGCGUCUAGGAAACAGGGCGGGGAGGGUUCCAAAGGCCCCGAUACCGAAGGUGUCUACUUGCCUGUGAUGAUGCGAAGCAAGACCACUGGAGAGUACAUCACCGAGGAAGAGCUAGCAGACAUGAAGAAGAAAGCUGCUGCCCAACCUGAUAAAGACGAAUGGCCGGCCGUCAUUCUUCCCGGCGUUCCCGCUAUGAUGAUGACGACGAUCGUCGAAGAGAUGAUCGUCGGGACAGAGACAGGGAUCAUCGACGAGAUCGCAACAGCGAAAAAGAUUAUCGGAGGGACAGCGAUCGUGAUCGUCGGCAUAGAGAUGACCCAUACAGCAGUUCACGACACUCAUCGGGCUCUUCACGACAUGAUCGGCAUGACCGAGACCGCUACUCCCACCGCAGCCGGCGAGAAGAUUGAACAUUGA
This is a messenger RNA of Penicillium chermesinum, 1392 nucleotides long. It is a transcript of the gene spp2, whose product is annotated as spliceosome ATPase-activating subunit SPP2. Gene Ontology annotation, cellular component: spliceosomal complex. Gene Ontology annotation, biological process: mRNA splicing, via spliceosome. NCBI's taxonomy places the organism in Eukaryota, Fungi, Ascomycota, Eurotiomycetes, Eurotiales, Aspergillaceae. Gene Ontology annotation, molecular function: nucleic acid binding. The record is from RefSeq and is a predicted model, not a curated record. The coding region runs from base 1 to 1392 and encodes 463 amino acids. The transcript has 2 exons.